GCCACACCCACCAGGCUGUGGCCAGACAGGGUGCUCUGGCUGCUGGACAGUCCCCACUCAGCUCCUGGGUGGGCUCCGCGACCACGGCCAUGGCCUCCCGGCUCUUCCUGGCCCUCGCCUUCUGGGCUGGCUGCUUGUCCUGCCUGGCAGUGAGAGCUCCCACGCAGCCCAGCGUGUGGUGCCGAGCAUCGAGGUACCCGGUGGCUGUGGACUGCUCCUGGGAUCUGCCGCCAGCUUCCGACUCUGCCGGGACCACAUCCUUCGUGGCCACGUACAGGCUGGGCGUGGCUGCGCACGGUGAGAGCCAGCCCUGCCUGCAGGCGGUGCCCAAGGCCACGGGCUGCACGAUCCCAGAGCCCCUGCUCUUCUCCACGGUCCCCUACGUGCUCAACGUCACAGCCACGCCUGCCAGUGGCGGGGGUGGCAACAGCACCUUCACUCUCUUCGUGGUUGAGAACAUUAUCAAACCGGACCCGCCUGAGGAGGUGCGCCUGAGCCCCCUCCCGGGGCAGCGGCUGCACGUGCAAUGGGCACCCCCACGCUCCUGGCCCUUCCCGGACAUCUUCCUGCUCAAGUACUGGGUCCGCUACCGGCGCCCAGGGGGCGCGCGCUUCCGCCAGGUGGGACCCAUCGAGGCCACAUCCGUCACCCUUCGGGCUGUGCGGCCCCAUGCCAGGUACCACGUGCAGGUGGCCGCCCAGGACCUCACCGACUACGGGGAAGCUAGCGACUGGAGCCUGCUGGUCACUGGACCCUGACUCCCUCCCCGGGGCCUGGACACUAAGAGUGCAGCUACUGGGCGCCCCUGGAUGGCAGCCACCCCGUCUGCAGAAUGGAGGGACGCACCCUCUCCUUGGGGUGGGGGGCAGGGCCCUACUUUGCACACUGUGAAUGUUUUUAGGAAACACUCCUUGUCCUUGGAAUAA
Ochotona princeps (American pika) is the source of this 926-nucleotide messenger RNA. RefSeq names its product Epstein-Barr virus induced 3 (gene EBI3). The transcript has 5 exons. The record is from RefSeq and is a predicted model, not a curated record. NCBI's taxonomy places the organism in Eukaryota, Metazoa, Chordata, Mammalia, Lagomorpha, Ochotonidae. Bases 90 to 758 code for a protein of 222 amino acids. Gene Ontology annotation, cellular component: external side of plasma membrane; membrane. Gene Ontology annotation, molecular function: cytokine receptor activity; protein binding. Gene Ontology annotation, biological process: cytokine-mediated signaling pathway.